Molecule: messenger RNA, 927 nt
Organism: Aspergillus pseudoviridinutans
Lineage: Eukaryota; Fungi; Ascomycota; Eurotiomycetes; Eurotiales; Aspergillaceae
Product: acetyl xylan esterase
Exons: 3
Coding region: 1-927 (308 amino acids)
Cellular component (GO): extracellular region
Molecular function (GO): hydrolase activity
Source: RefSeq, a predicted model, not a curated record
AUGGCGCCCUUCUCCUUCCUCUUCACCAUUCUUCUUUAUGCUCUUACGGCCAGCGCCACAGCCUUAGAAGCUCGCGCGUCAGCCGUCCUUCCCAAAGCAGGAUCUCUUGAGCACGUCGCCGAUUUUGGCUCCAACCCAACCAAUGUCGCUAUGUACAUUUAUGUUCCCAAAAAUUUGGCAGCGAAGCCGGGCAUUGUCGUUGCCAUUCACUAUUGCACAGGAACAGCACAGGCAUACUACACCGGCUCUCCAUAUGCCAAACUGGCAGAACAAUACGGCUUCAUAGUCAUCUAUCCCGAGAGUCCCUACGAAGGCAAAUGCUGGGACGUGAGCUCGAAAGCGACUCUGACCCACAAUGGUGGUGGAAACAGCAACUCCAUCGCCAACAUGGUCUCCUGGACACUGAACCAAUACAAGGCAGACAGCAGCAAGGUGUUUGUGACAGGUAGCAGCUCAGGCGCGAUGAUGACGAAUGUCAUGGCAGCCACAUAUCCCGAGCUAUUCGCCGCAGCUACCGUCUACUCUGGUGUAGCCGCCGGCUGCUUCAUGUCCGCCACCAACCAGGUCCACGCAUGGAAUAGCACCUGCUCGCAGGGCCAAUCCAUCGCCACGCCUGAGGUCUGGGCCGGCGUUGCAAAGGCCAUGUAUCCGGGAUAUAACGGCGCACGGCCUAAGAUGCAAAUCUAUCACGGUAGUGCCGAUACAACACUGCUCCCGGAGAACUACAAGGAGACCUGCAAGCAGUGGGCGGGCGUCUUCGGGUAUAAUUACGCCGCUCCACGCAGUGUUGUAGAAAAUACACCCGAGGCCAAGUAUGAGACCACCACUUGGGGUGACAAGUUGCAGGGUAUUUAUGCCACUGGUGUGGGCCACACGGUGCCAAUUCAUGGGCAACGGGAUAUGAUCUGGUUCGGUUUUGCCCACUGA